UUUUUUUUUUCCUUUUUCUUCUUUUUCUACAUAUUUAUCCUAUGUUAUACCGGGAAACAGUCCUUCAGUUCAUCUAUUCAUAGUUGCCAUUAUUUCUUCAAUAAUAUCAACUAUAAUAUCAGUGGCAGUAAACCAAAAAUACUCAUCAUCAUGACACAUGAAAGGCAAAAUUUGUUAUUUGAUAUAUCUCAACAAGACAACAAUGACAGUACUUCUAGUUCUUCUUCAUCUAGACAACAUAGCGUAGAACUAAGACGAACCGCUACCAUCUCUUCCUCACCCAUUAAACCUCAAUCUGAAGAACCAUCAUCCGAAGACCAUCAUACAGACAACAAUAUUACACAAGAAGCUUAUUCAUAUUCUCAUACAGCUACUACUGAAUAUAUGCAACUUGAUGUAGACGACUCUGAAACAACAACUCCCUUUAGACAAAGUCAACACCGACCUCUUUUAUUAGACAAUGAAGACGACGACGACGACUCUAUAAAUAGUCUUGAAGAAUCAAAAUUUUAUCGAUUACCAUCGGAUGGUGGAACUAUAUUUGCUAGUUUCUUGAAUAUGGCAAAUAGUAUUAUUGGUGCAGGUAUUAUUGGUAUUCCAUAUAGUAUCAAGGAAGCAGUAAGUGUCAAAAAUGAUUUGAUCAGAACCGAAGAUAUAUAUAUAUAUAUAUAUAUAUAUAUAAAGAAGGGGGAAGAUCAAAUUAGUUAACCAAUCGUAUCAUCUUUCUUCUAUAUAUCGUAUCUAGGGUUUUGGUAUGGGGAUUAUAUUAUUGAUCAUAUUGACAGUAGUUGU
Molecule: messenger RNA, 792 nt
Organism: Halteromyces radiatus
Lineage: Eukaryota; Fungi; Mucoromycota; Mucoromycetes; Mucorales; Cunninghamellaceae
Exons: 3
Coding region: 151-708 (185 amino acids)
Source: RefSeq, a predicted model, not a curated record